Messenger RNA from Copidosoma floridanum, 1404 nucleotides. RefSeq lists its product as uncharacterized. Lineage: Eukaryota; Metazoa; Arthropoda; Insecta; Hymenoptera; Encyrtidae. The record is from RefSeq and is a predicted model, not a curated record. Gene Ontology annotation, cellular component: extracellular region. Gene Ontology annotation, molecular function: chitin binding.
UAACGAUGGAACAACUUUAUAAGAGACCUUAUUUCCGCGCGAUAAACCACUUUUCUAGCCGAGUGGGGUGGAAAUAAGUGCUAUCGCCGACAAUCGUUUCAGCAUGAAGAAUCUCCUUCGCAUCCUCGUUUUCCUUAUCGGUGUGAUACAUAUCACCAUCGCCUCACCUUUGGACUUAUCAACACCCAUUGAGUCCAUAAGAGAAUCAACAACAGAAAUUCCAAAUUUGAUGGCUCAACCACCAGUGGAAAUCGAGACUCCAGCAAGCAAAUCAAACUCGUCAGAGACAACCCUACCACCUAAACCAUCGCCAACAGUAACGACAGAAUCAACUGAACAAACCACACGAGAACUAUCUACAGCACCGACACCAGAACCGACUGAAAAGUCAACUGAAGGACCAGAACCAGAAACAACACCACAGCCAACAGCAGAACCGACGGAAGGAUUAACUGCAGAAGUAACAGCAGAACCAACGGCAGAACCAACUCCGGAAUCUACUGAAGAACCAACUGAGAGGUCAACAGAAGAACCGAUAACAAAAGCAACAACAAAACCAACUGAAGUACAGACGACAGAACCAACUCAGAAAUCUACUGAAAAAGAAACAGUAGAACCAACGGAAGGGUCUACUGAAGAAGCAACAGAGAAAACAACUCAGCAAUCAACUGGAGAACCAACGGCAGCACCAACUCAGGAAUCAACUGAGGAACAAACAGUAGAACCGACGGAAGAGUCAACUGAAGAAGCAACUGAAGAACCAACUGAAGAACCAAUACCGGAACCAACACCUCCGGAAGAAUUUUGUAUUGGCGAGUGUCCAGAAGAAGAUCCACCUUUGGGUGUCUAUCUUCGCCACGAAAACUGCAAUCUGUUCUGUCAAUGUAGUCAUGGCGAGGCUAACGUCAUCCCCUGUCCUCAUGGAUUGCAGUUCAAUGCAAAAUACAAGGUCUGCGAUUGGCCAGAGUCUGCUAACUGUACUGGUAAUGGUGGCAUUGAAGUUCCUCAGGUACUACUUGUAGUUUAACCAAAUAAAAUUAAAGAGCAUAUUGAAACAUAUGAAAUUAGGCAGAAGAUAUUUGUAUUUAAUUUUGUUUUUAAUGGUCAUUAAGAAGACAAAAAUGAAUUAGAAGUAAAAAUGUUUAUUAUUUUUUAUUUACACCACCAUAAAAUAUGCAAAUAUGACUGUUCGUAUCAGAAAUUUUAUAUUGUAGUUGUACUUGAAUCCUUUUCAUACUUGCCUUAUAUAAUAUGUGAAAAAUUAAUAAAGCAAAAACGACAAAAAUGUAACUAUUGAAUAAACAUAAAAAUGCAAGCUUUACACUUGUAUAGUGAUUCAUUAAUAUUACAUCGAUGAAUGUGAAUGUUAAAAAAUUUAAAAAAUACAAGGCGAUUCAAAAAUCC